Ilex paraguariensis (yerba mate) is the source of this 747-nucleotide messenger RNA. The record is from the annotation of a GenBank genome assembly. NCBI's taxonomy places the organism in Eukaryota, Viridiplantae, Streptophyta, Magnoliopsida, Aquifoliales, Aquifoliaceae.
AUGUGUGGCCUUUGCGGCGUACCAGGCGGCUUUAGGGGUGUGUGUGGUGCCAAUAGUGCACUGGGCAAUGGUCCUCGCAGUAGGCUGGGUGCUGGAAAUGGAGGUCNCGACAUGUGUGGCCUUUGCGGCGUACCAGGCGGCUUUAGGGGUGUGUGUGGUGCCAAUAGUGCACUGGGCAAUGGUCCUCGCAGUAGGCUGGGUGCUGGAAAUGGAGGUCCAAGCGAGGGGAGAACAAACUUAGGCACUGAGACCUUGCCCAAUGAAGAGGUUUGGCGAAGCCAAGGGCGACGCCAUCUAGCCCUCAUGGUGACGUUAUCUGUAGAGGCAACGCCUCAAGUGAAGAAGAGGGAGUCUAGUAAGGCAACCCUAAAGCAGCCAGGGGGUGGCGCUAGCAGAGUGCUGGGCAACGCCAGCGGCAGAGGCACGAGCAAGUUUAGCAGAGCCAAAGGCCUAGGUGUAGCUAGUUUGGCGAUGGGUGGCAAUUCGUGUGGGAUUAGCAAGAAUGGGAAGAAUAGUAGGGGCCAUCUAGGCGAUGUCCUGGGCCUGGUUAGCAACGCCAAUGCAAGAGAAAGAGUAGUCGAUGCCAACUGCAGCUUUAGGGGUGUGUGUGGUGCCAAUAGUGCACUGGGCAAUGGUCCUCGCAGUAGGCUGGGUGCUGGAAAUGGAGGUCCAAGCGAGGGGAGAACAAACUUAGGCACUGAGACCUUGCCCAAUGAAGAGGUUGGAGCUGACAAACCUGGCUGCUGA